Molecule: messenger RNA, 2143 nt
Organism: Pyrus x bretschneideri (Chinese white pear)
Lineage: Eukaryota; Viridiplantae; Streptophyta; Magnoliopsida; Rosales; Rosaceae
Product: probable serine/threonine-protein kinase WNK11
Exons: 3
Coding region: 827-1696 (289 amino acids)
Biological process (GO): protein phosphorylation; intracellular signal transduction
Cellular component (GO): cytoplasm
Molecular function (GO): ATP binding; protein serine/threonine kinase activity
Source: RefSeq, a predicted model, not a curated record
UUUGAGAAAGUCCUUCGAGUUGGGUUAAGAUCCUCUCCGGAUCCCUGCGGAUCAACUAGAAAGUUGCAGCCCCGCUGCAAACUACGUCGUCGCUUCGUUCCCCCUCUUCCUAGUUGUCGGAGAUCCAUCUGCUUGACGUGAAUCUAGGCUUAGGCAUCGACCUGGCUCGAUGGAUCUCAGUUUGGUACGGUUUUUGGAGAAGUAGCCGGACAUCGACUUGGCUCGAUGGGCAUCGAUUGGACGACGGCCUUCGCCGGAGAAGUAGUCGGUCAUUUCUGAGAGACGUCGUCGACCCCGUUCUGCAGUGUGGCGGAAGAGGGCUGCUGCUUCUUGUUGAUUCCUGGCCGCCCGAUCUUCUUUUGAACGGUCAGGAUCAGUUGAUUCUCAGGAUCCGGACAGUUAAGAUCCGGAGAGGAUCUUAACCCUUUGGAGUUAAAGUAUUAAAAAAAAGAAAAUUAAUAAAAAAGUUUAUGUAACAACAAAAUAAAAAAUAAAAUAAAUAGUUUUGAUUUUUGUACCUGAAACUUUUCAGUUCUUUUAAAAAUAAGGCAGCUGCACACGUGUUUCCAAAAUAGGAUAAUGCCAAAGAAUAAAAAGUGAUGGAGUCUCUGACGGCGUCAACUCUUUCUAUUCUCGAUAAGAAAUCAAAGUUUGCGUCGUUAAUCCAUCCCGAUCGACGUCCAUUGGCAGCUAGUGCUCCCCGGUCCCAGGCGGUUAUAAAUACCACCUCCCCUUUGAACGCUUACCAUUUCCGUUCUCCCUCUCUUUCUUCGCUUCCAAGAGCUUCACUGCGUUUGCCAAAGAAUCUCAAGAUUGAUCUUUGAAGAUGCCAGUUGAGAGUUCGAAUGCAUCUGAUCAAGAUGCUGAACCAUUUGUGGAGGUUGAUCCAACUGGACGGUAUGGGCGGUAUGCUGACCUCCUUGGUCAUGGUGCUGUGAAAAAUGUUUAUAGGGCUUUUGAUCAGGAGGAAGGUACAGAGGUGGCCUGGAAUCAGGUCCGGUUGUACAAUUACAGUGAUGACCCAACACUUAUAAAUCGGCUUUACUCUGAGGUUAUGCUGUUGAGGCAAUUGAAGAACAAGUAUAUCAUUGUUUGUCACAGCGUUUGGAAGGACGAGGCGCAUAGCACUUUGAAUUUUAUCACUGAGGUGUGCAAUUCUGGAAACCUGAGGGAGUACAGGGAGAAGCAUCGCCGUGUGUCGCUUAAGGCUCUGAAGAAGUGGUCGAGACAGGUGCUUGAGGGAUUGGAAUACCUCCAUACGCACGAGCCGUGCAUCAUUCACAGAGAUCUCAAUUGCAGCAACAUCUUCAUCAACGGGAAUACUGGCCAGGUGAAAAUUGGUGAUCUGGGGUUUGCAGCAAUAGUGGGAAAGAACCAUUUAGCACAUUCGAUUAUAGGUACACCCGAGUAUAUGGCGCCCGAGCUGUACGACGAGGAUUACACAGAAAUGGUGGAUAUAUACUCGUUCGGGAUGUGCUUGCUGGAGAUGGUGACAAUGGAGAUACCAUACAGCGAGUGUGACUCUGUUGCCAAGAUAUACAGGAAGGUGACAAUGGGUGUCAAGCCUUUAGCCUUGAACAAGGUGACUGAUCCGGAGGUGAAGGCGUUCAUUGAGAAAGCCAUAGGCCAGCCGAGGGCAAGACCUACAGCCUCUGAUCUUCUCAAGGAUCCCUUCUUGUCUGAAGUCAGUCAGUAAGAGCCCGACCCGAGCUUGUGAUGGCUUUUCGACACUCGUGAUCUUUCAAGACCUCGUUUCAUGAUAUAGGGGUUUCGUCUGGCUCUCAUUUCUGAACCAUCACAAGCGAUUGACGGGGUUUCUGUUCAAGUAUAUGCCUCUCUCUCUCUCUCUCUCUCUCUCUCUCUCUCUCUUGUGUAUUCUCUCGUAGUUCUUGACCUGUGCAGUUGGGUUUGUAAUAAAAAUGAAUGCCGGUACCCUAUAGUAUAUACUAUUACAUAGUCCAUAGUGAACUUGCUUGAAGAGUCUUCGAAGAUAUUCUGGGAAAGUUAGUGUCCGUCAAGCAAGAAAACGGCCCGAAUGACGCAAUAAUCCCAGCUGAUGUGGUGACGGUUCAUUCGUUGAAAUUGAGCGCAUAGUGAACCUCAUUUAUUAAGAAUGAAUAAGCAAAUGCUAUAUUAUGUGUUA